AUGAAGUGGGCCGAUUAUAAAGAUGCAGCGGGUGAAACAAAUUUGGACGAUUUUACGUCAGAAAUGGUGCGAAAGGCUAGUGGUGUAAUGUACGCCCCACUGGGCGUUUCAAAGCCAACGAAAUGGGAAGACAACAGAACCCGAGGAACUGUAACAAAAUCGAAAUCGAGUUUCCAUCAUAGUGACAACGAUAACAGAAACAAUAACCAACGCAGGGAGAAGGUAUGCCCCGUCUGCGAAAAAUCUGGCCACGAUACGGAGCAUUGCGAAUUUCGUCAUCUAAAGGGUCUGCCUGUUGAGGAUUACGUCUCAGCUCGUCCACAAAUUCUAAUCGGCCUCGAAAAUGUUUACCUGGGAACCUCUUUGAAAGUUCGGGAGGAAGCUCGAGACCAUUCAACUGCUACUAGAACAAGGCUUGGAUGGUGCGUAUACGGUGGUAAUCUAGCAGGACAUAACAGCAAUUAUCAUCAUGUUCAUCACGGUGAUGUGAAUAGUAAAGAUCACGCAAUGUUUGAUAUGGUUGAAGAGUUCAUUAUGGUUGAUAACCUGGGAGUCAUAGCAAGCGCAACGCUAGAGUCUCAAGAGCAACAGCGAGCACGCUCAAUACUGGAAUCCACUACUCGUCGAAUAUCUACAGGGUUUGAGACGGGCUUGCUCUGGAAAACUGACGAAAUUAGCUUGCCAGAUAGCUACCCUAUGGCUGAAGCACGUUUACGUUGCUUGGAAAGAAAAAUCUAUAAAGACCCGAAGCUUGUCGAUCGGAUCAGAAAUAACAUAGCCGAUUAUAUAUUAAAAGGAUAUGCGCACAAAACAACAACCGAAGAAAUCGCCUCUGCUGAUCCGGGAAAAGUCUGGUACUUGCCACUUGAUAUUGCUACAAACCCCAAAAAGCCGGAAAAGCUGAGAUUGAUUUGGGAUGCAUCUGUUCAGGUCCAUAAUGUUUCCUUCAACUCGAUGAUGCUAAAGGGGCCUGACCUUCUCGCGUCGUUGCCUGCAAUCCUCUAUCAAUUUCGAUCUCGUCUUGUAGCAAUUUGUGGUGAUCUGAAAGAGAUGUUUCACCAGAUUAAAAUUAGAGAAGAAGAUAGAUCAGCACUACGGUUCCUUUGGAGAAACAACCCAUCUGAGAAACCCACCAUCUACACUAUGGAUGCUGCUACUUUUGGUUCUGCUUGUUCGCCUUGUUCUGCUCAGUUCGUAAAGAAUCUGAAUGCCUUCGAGCAUGAACAACAAUUUCCAGCUGCCGUCGAAGCUAUAGUGCAUGGCCAUUAUGUUGACGAUUUUCUGGAUAGUAAUGACAACGCAGAAGAGGUUAUACAGCUCGUACGAGAAGUGAAGUUUGUGCAUCAGCAAGGAGGUUUUGAAAUUCACAAUUUCUUGUCGAAUUCCAAUUACGUUCUGGAACAAAUUGGCAGCGGUAACGUCCCCGAAGCAAGAGAUUUGAAUAUAUCUACCCUAACAGAAUCAUAG
This is a messenger RNA of Uranotaenia lowii, 1467 nucleotides long. RefSeq lists its product as uncharacterized. The transcript is spliced from 2 exons. Lineage: Eukaryota; Metazoa; Arthropoda; Insecta; Diptera; Culicidae. The coding region runs from base 1 to 1467 and encodes 488 amino acids. The record is from RefSeq and is a predicted model, not a curated record.